This is a messenger RNA of Tympanuchus pallidicinctus (lesser prairie-chicken), 1831 nucleotides long. It is a transcript of the gene MOB2, whose product is annotated as MOB kinase activator 2. Lineage: Eukaryota; Metazoa; Chordata; Aves; Galliformes; Phasianidae. The transcript is spliced from 5 exons. Gene Ontology annotation, molecular function: protein kinase activator activity. Gene Ontology annotation, biological process: signal transduction; positive regulation of protein phosphorylation. The record is from RefSeq and is a predicted model, not a curated record. Gene Ontology annotation, cellular component: cytoplasm; nucleus. The coding region runs from base 46 to 846 and encodes 266 amino acids.
GCGGCGUGCCGAGCCGUGCCGCGCGGCGCCCCGCUCCGCCGGACCAUGGUCGGGGAUCAGUGCAGCCUGCCCGCCGAACGGCCCGUCCUCGCGCAGAGUCCCAAGGCCGGACUGAGCUGCAAGAUGGUGCUGCAGGCGGUGGGCAAGGUGCUGCGGAAAUCCAAGGGAAAGCCAAAUGGUAAAAAGCCAGCGCCGGAAGAAAAGAAACUUUACCUAGAGCCAGAAUACACAAAAUCCAGAAUUACCGACUUUGAAUUUAAGGAGCUGGUGAUGUUACCACGAGAAAUAGACCUCAACGAGUGGCUCGCCAGCAACACAACAACUUUCUUUCAUCACAUCAACUUACAAUAUAGUACAAUCUCAGAAUUCUGCACAGGAGAGUCGUGUCAGACCAUGGCAGUGUGCAAUACACAGUACUACUGGUAUGACGAGCGGGGGAAGAAGAUCAAAUGCACUGCUCCGCAGUACGUCGACUUCGUCAUGAGCUCAGUGCAGAAACUUGUGACAGACGAGGACGUCUUUCCAACAAAAUACGGCAAAGAAUUUCCAAACUCGUUUGAGUCCUUAGUGAAGAAGAUCUGCAAGUACCUGUUCCACGUGCUGGCCCAUAUCUACUCCUCACACUUUAAGGAGACUUUGGCACUGGAGCUGCACGGACACUUAAACACGCUCUACACACAUUUUAUCCUAUUCAUCAGGGAGUUCAACCUGGUGGACCUUAAAGAGACCACCGUCAUGGACGACCUCACGGAGGUCCUGUGCAGCAGCAGCGGGAGCAGCAGUAAUGGGAGCGGCAACGGGAGCAGCAACAGCGCAGGAGCACAGAACCACGUGAAGGAGAGAUGAGCCUCCUCCAGGAUCAAACUAACAUUAAAAACAAUAUUAUAUAUUAUGUGUGUAUGUGUAUGUAUACGUUCAGAUAUACAUACAGGCAUAUACAGCUAUGAAAGCUGAAAAAAAUUAUGCUGCCACCCACAGGACGUGUAGUCAUACGGGACUGUAUGGAGCUUUGGUUUAAUGCGCCACCUGGCGAGAAGUUGCACCAAUUUUUAUUUUAUUUUCUGUCCACUCUUCCUUUUACCUAUUCAGGUGGAUGGUGAGUGCUGUUUUUAGAGAAGAGCCAAGCCUGAGAGUGGGGCCACUCUUACUUCUUUGUUUUGGUUUGGUUGUUUUGGUUUUUCUUUCUUUGGUCUUGAGUGCAAGCCCUACAUCUUCCGAGGAUGGGGGUCUUGCCAUUUUAAAAAUACCUAUUAUAUUAUAAGAAGUGACUUUUACUUUGAAGUGGCUUAAAAUGCAGAUUUAUUUGGGUUUUUUGGGGGGCGGGGUGGUUUUCUGGUUUGGUUUUACAUAGACUGCCCCUGGCCCCUGCCAAAAGCUUCCCAGUUGAGUGCAUCUUGCCCUUUGCUAGCUUGGAAUGGGAAGAAACUCCUGGCUUGACUAGAGCAGCAACUAGGGGCUUGCUACGUGUUGAGAGUGGGCAUGAUUCUCCAGUUGUUACAUCUGCUUGGUCACAACAUGUGAACGUGCAAGAGGAUCCACGAGCCUUUCUGCUUAUUGCUCCUACAACAUAUAUGCUCUCUCCCCUGCUCCCUCUGCCUCCUCUUUUUAUUUAUAAAGAUGUGCCUGGGAAAAGAGUAACAUCACUGGUCUAAAACCAAUGUGCAAGAGCCACCACCACGCGUUUCCCAUUGAGUGGAGGCCCGGGGAGGGAGGAGAAGGGCACAUUGAGUCCGUCACUGCCUGUGCUAGAAAGAUGGCUGUUGGCAUAAAAUUAUAUUGUUGGCUUAUUUUAGUUCAUCUGUUCUAUAAUAAUAAAAACAAAUCUAUCAGC